Messenger RNA from Spirodela intermedia, 413 nucleotides. The record is from the annotation of a GenBank genome assembly. NCBI's taxonomy places the organism in Eukaryota, Viridiplantae, Streptophyta, Magnoliopsida, Alismatales, Araceae.
AUGUUAAAUCUUGAACAUCUUAUUUUCUUAAUAUUGAGUUCCAAAUCGUCGGACAUCCAUCUUCUUGAGCAAGAUACGGAUCAACCAUACCAUUUAUGGGAUGAUAAUCAUUAUUGUGGUAACAUUUUAGCAUAGGCUGAUAUGAUUAUCCCUGCGAAUAUCUUUUGUGUAAAUUUACAAGUGGAAAUAUGCGAGGAAUCUUUGUUUUCUAUGAUUAAGCUAUGAUUAAGUUUACUUUCAGACCUUUUUGCAAAUAUUUAAUAAACGAAAUAAUGAAGCAGUCAACAUCUUAUGUAAUUUUACUCAUAGUUGCUAAUCUCAACUUUAGGAUGGAGAAAUAAAAACUCAUCCCUCUGGCUUGCCAAGGGGCUGCUUGUUUGUGGGUCCCGGGCAUUUUUUCCUGAAGAGGCUAG